Molecule: messenger RNA, 728 nt
Organism: Darwinula stevensoni
Lineage: Eukaryota; Metazoa; Arthropoda; Ostracoda; Podocopida; Darwinulidae
Source: the annotation of a GenBank genome assembly
UUUUUUUAUCUUUCAGAUUAAUCCUCAUGGGGGCUUUCCAUGUCUAGGGGGCUAGUGAAUGUGAAACACUUGAGGAAUGGCAAAUGAUGAGCAGAGGGAGGAAGAGGAGGUCCUAGAAUCAAUUUAUGAAGCAGACACUUGCUACAAAAAACUAUCAGAAACAGGACAUCAGUAUCAGUUUGGGGAUGAAGGUCAUGGCAAAUCAGUCCUCCUCCAGAUUACAUGGACUCCUCAAUAUCCACACGAAGCCCCAGAAGUCUCACUGAAUGCUUUCUUCAACAGGCACCUACUGCCAAAAGUGAAGGAGAAGAUCAUCCAAGAGUUAAAGCAGCAAGCUGAAGAGAAUUUGGGAAUGGCCAUGACAUACACUUUGUUUGAGUGGUUUCGGGAAAAUCAAGAAUCUCUCUUGGUUGAUCAGUCAGAUUCCAUCUCAGACUCUGCCCCAGAAGUGGUUCUGACUGGUGCCAUUGAUGAGCUCUCUCUGGACAAUCAGCCAAAUCGAGAUGAGAAGCCUGGGAAGAACCAGAUGACCAAGGCUCAAAAGCGGAAGUUGUACGAUCGUCUUGAUCGAGGGGAAUUGCCACGUGGGUGGAACUGGGUUGAUGUGGUGAAGCAUCUCAGUCAGAUGGGGUCUAAGUCCCAGCCAGGACAGUCUGACUCAUGACUUCCUCUUCUGUGAUCAUUUUGUAUUUUUUGGAAGUCAUUGAAGAAAAUAUCAGUAAUAUUUA